Messenger RNA from Osmia lignaria (orchard mason bee), 4467 nucleotides. RefSeq names its product TWIK-related acid-sensitive K[+] channel 6 (gene Task6). Gene Ontology annotation, molecular function: outward rectifier potassium channel activity; potassium ion leak channel activity. Gene Ontology annotation, cellular component: plasma membrane. Lineage: Eukaryota; Metazoa; Arthropoda; Insecta; Hymenoptera; Megachilidae. Gene Ontology annotation, biological process: potassium ion transmembrane transport; stabilization of membrane potential. The record is from RefSeq and is a predicted model, not a curated record.
CUGUCACGGGCGUAGCUGGAUGCUGGGUUGUCUCUCUCUCUCGUGCGCGCGCGUGUCGCAGGGAGGUGCUUCCUUUUCUUCUUCCUCUUCCUCCUAACCUCGUCCUGCGUCGUUUUUUGUAAUCGUUCACGGACGCCGGUGGCUACGGAUAUCGUUACAUCCGAAAAACGAGAAGAAGAAAAGGUGCCGGAGAAAAGGGAGGCCGAACGUGAAAGCUUUCCUGCCGGUUGGUGAGAGAGGGAGAGACAGAGCGAGAGAGAGAGAGUGUGUGAUUGGGGGGAUGAAAUAGAGAAGGGUUGAGAAGGAAAGUCAGAGAGAAAGAGAAAGGGGUAACCGGUAAAACGAGAAACAGAGAGAUGGGUGAGAGAGAAAUAGACAAGUAACGAGGAAUAACGAGGAGCACAGAUACGGAAGGAAGCUGUACGGGAGGGGAGGAGGAGAUGUGUUGAAGUGUGUUCUGUGUAUAUAUGGUGCAGUGCGGUGCUGUGCUCGAGAGAGAGAGAAUGGCGUGGUCGGAUUUCGCGUGCACCUUGCCGUGACGUCGAAAGUCGGCACUGAAAGGGUUGGGUGCUAAGCCGAGGAAUGGAGGGAACGUGGCAGUGGGAGCAGCGAAAGCACUGCCAUAUCAUUCUGCUCAACCUUUCGUCGCACGUAAAGGAAAACCCGGAACAGGCUGCAGAUGAAAGGAAGAGGUUUCAAGAAGACAGCCUGAAGAAGAGGAGUCGCGUGCCGGGUCUGUAGCGCUCGGUAAAGAGAAAAAGGGCCCCCCGAGCAUCGUCUGUGAGAAAAAGGGGUCGUAAUGGGCCCGGCACACCAAAUGGUACCCCACUGAGCGAUGCAAGUAGUUAGGGCCGGGGCCCUGCUAGUGAGCAUGUGGCUCACUAGAGAAUGAAGAAGCAAAACGUCCGGACCAUAUCGUUGAUCGUCUUCACGUUCACUUACCUCCUCGUCGGCGCUGCAAUCUUCGACGUUCUCGAGUCCGAGACGGAGAAACGACGCAAGGAAGCAUUGGACGCCAUUGAAAAGAUGGUUAUACGCAAGUACAAUAUUAGCGAGGACGACUUCAAGAUCAUGGAAACAGUGGUGCUGAAGACGGAACCUCAUAAAGCCGGUCAACAGUGGAAAUUCGCCGGAGCGUUUUAUUAUGCAACCACGGUCCUCACCACUAUUGGUUACGGACAUUCAACGCCAAACACCAUAAGCGGUAAGCUGUUCACGAUGUUCUACGCGAUCGUCGGCAUCCCGUUAGGACUCGUAAUGUUCCAGAGCAUAGGAGAGCGUUUGAAUAAAUUCUCAUCCGUCGUAAUACGGAACGUAAAGAAGCUUCUUAACUGUAAGGAUGUCCAGGCCUCAGAAAUAAAUCUAAUCUGCGUGGUGACGACCUUAUCUUGCUUAACAAUUGCGGGAGGCGCAGCAGCGUUUUCUAGAUACGAAGGAUGGUCGUAUUUCGAUUCCAUCUACUAUUGCUUCAUCACACUGACAACCAUCGGUUUCGGCGACAUGGUCGCGUUGCAAAAGGACAACGCGCUCGACAACAAGCCCGAAUACGUGAUGUUCGCUCUGAUAUUCAUCCUGUUCGGUUUGGCUAUCGUCGCUGCCUCCCUCAAUUUAUUGGUGCUGAGAUUUGUCACAAUGAACACCGAGGACGAAAGGCGAGACGAGGCUGAAGCUCUUCAGGCUGCGCAAGGAGCGGUGCGCCUGGAGGGCGACGUGAUAACGGCGAACGGCUCGAUAUUAUCGGGCCAAGUAGGAAACCACGGUGACACGAUAUCGUUGGACGACGAGACGUCGGUCUGCAGCUGCCGCUGCAGCGGAUUCCAGAAGAAACGACGGAGACCACGGUUCACGGUCCGUCGCUCGCCCGGUAAGAUCUCGCACCUGCUGCCGAUGCAGCAGCUGCCAACUUUGAAUAUGCGCAGUGACCUACGCCCGCCCCCGUUGACGCCGUUGCUGCAACUGCCGCCGUUGCAUCAACAUCGCGCCAGCAUCUGACGAUCGUCGACCGCCGUCGGAACUCUGCUGAUACAACUGCCGCGACGGGUGUCCAUCUGAGGCUCCUUUGUUUCAGAUGUAGAGACAAACUGAUUGAUUAUGAUGAGACUCGAAAGAGAGAGCUUUUUGUCGGCGAACGCUUCAACGAAUUUUUAACCCUCUGUACGCUCUCAGGGACGGAUUCAGAAGCACCCCUUUGGGGGGUGUAAAAUUAUAUACAUUUUUAUUUUCAUCUACGAUUUGAAAUUUUAAUCGAUUGAUUAAUUUCGUGUUAAAAAUGAGACGAUUAUAAAUAAUUUAAUUUAUUUUGUUAGAAGAAUAGAAAUAUGGAAAUUGAAAUAGUGGGGAAAGUAGUUUUAUUUUGCAAUGUAAAUUAAUUUGUUUUUGAAAUUUAUAGUAGUAAGUUUUUGAAAAGGGUGAUUGCACCCCUCUGGAUUCGCCCCUGGCGAUUCACCGCCUCCCCUUCCAGCAACCGCAGUUAACCGUGCCGUAAAUUAUCUAUGGAUUCUACAUAUGGGAACUGUAAAUCUAACCGGUUCUCGUUUCUAUUUAUCUGAAUUAGAGUUUUUGUAGACUGUAGAUCGGAGGGUGAGGGUAGUUGAAUGAUAAAUGAGGAAAUUGUAAAUUCUUGAUGAUUAACCCUCUGAUAGCAGGUACUCGGUCAUUUAGGGCCGAGAUUUAGAAGGGUAUCCUUAUUUCCAAAUGAAGGAAAGUAUUGUUUUAGACAUUUUUUUGAUACAUGGUUAUAGGAAGAUUUUUUGGAGUUUUAGGAGAAGAUUAAAUUUUUUUGGUAACAAAAAUAUCCUCGUGAUUAUUGUUUCUUUGUAAAAAUAAAAAAUGGUACGGUUAUAGCGGAAUGUCGCAGAGGUGACAAGAUUCAACUUAAACGCCCUACAAUCGUCAUAAUUUAAACUCGCGUCGAAUACACAAUUUGAUAGAAAUCAUCAAUACCAAAAAAUAUGUGAUCACCAAGUGAUAGAUUGAAUCGAAAUGCUAUUUUCAAGAAAUAAUUUGGAAAACUGUAAUAGUCUAAGCUAAGCGUAUUCCAAAAAGGACGGAAUCCAAGUGCUUCCGAUUAUUUCUACUCGUUCUUACAAUAUUUUCGACAAAUCACAUCCCCUUCACUUGACACCAUAACAUUCCUCAAAAACGGUACAAUCUUCCAUUUUCAUUAUUUUGAUAUAAGAAAAUCAUGAAAUCUUGUCACUGACGCGAUCAAGCGGUGAACUGAUUCUCAGAAGCAGAUGUUAUGCAUGUACAAAGGAAAAGAAAGGGUGUGCGAGUGAUCAUGUGUUCCGUAGCCAAGAAGAAUUAAUAAAAAAAAGCACGAGAGAGAGGGAGAGAAAGAGAAUGAGAAACACAGAGAAAUACUAUAUAUAUGUGCAGAGUAUCUCAAGAAUGGUUGUAUCUCAUGAAGAAUGUAAAUUCUACAUGUUAAAACGAAUCGAAUCAUUUUGUAAUCUCAAGCUUUGUUUCCAAGAUACAAGCGAUUAAAGAUUAGACGCUGGAAGCACCCCGGAAGUCGAGGAUUCCAUUCUUAAUUUCUUAAAUUUCAAAACCUAUACUGAAGAUUGCAAAAAUUUAUUAAAAUUUUUUUAGUCGUUUUAAUAUGAAAAAUGUAGUGCUUGAAAUUUGGGUAUUUGACUUCCGGCUGGCCAUGAGCGCCCCGUAAAUUGAAGAUUCAACUUUUUUUAUAGCUAAAAAUUGGCAAACAAUAAAAGGGUUUUCAAUUUAUCAGAACAUGUAGAAUUUUUAGUUAAAUUAAAAAUUGGGUAUUUGACUUCCGGUCUACCGCGAGCACCCCGGAAGUUGAACCUCUAAUCUUCAAUCGCUUGUAUCUUGAAAACGAAGCUUUCGAUCGCAAAAUGACAAAGGACUUUUCGACUCAUUUUAACACAAAGAAUCUCCAGUUUUCAUGAUGUACAAUUCUGAGAUACUUCGUAUAUAAAACCAGAGCGAAAUCUGCGUUCACACUGCUAAGAAAGAGAGAGAAAUAUAUAUAUAUAUAAAUAUAAAUAAAAAUAUAUAUAAAUAUAUAUACACACCAAAAGACAUAUACACAAGAUGAACACGACUUUUUUCAUUAAGAAAGCAUUUUACAAUUUGUAUAUAUGAACUAUAGAUAUAUUACACGUACGAGAAAAAUCUAGGUGUACGGAAUUAAGGCGUUUCGAUCUUAACGAUGUGUAUAAUAAUACAUAACUUGCGAGAUAACAUUAUACUAUUAUUAUUAUUAUUAUUAAUUAAUUACGUGAGUGCGCGGGUACGUGACAAAUCCCAUUCUCGAUUUUCCAUUUACUACCGUUUAAUUAAAUAAAUCCAGAUCGUUUGAGAGAUCGUGGCCGUAACUACCGUAGAAUUCUAGCUACCGUAGAACUCGUCACGCACGAAUGCUCGAUCAGGAAGAUUAAAUUUAAACAAAAAAAAAAAAAAAUAAUAUAUAUAUAUAUAUAUACACGUAUAAAUAUAUAUAUA